Molecule: messenger RNA, 2279 nt
Organism: Cololabis saira (Pacific saury)
Lineage: Eukaryota; Metazoa; Chordata; Actinopteri; Beloniformes; Belonidae
Gene: bbs4
Product: Bardet-Biedl syndrome 4
Exons: 16
Coding region: 1-1587 (528 amino acids)
Biological process (GO): protein localization to cilium; cilium assembly
Cellular component (GO): ciliary basal body
Molecular function (GO): protein binding
Source: RefSeq, a predicted model, not a curated record
AUGGCAACGGCUUCUACUGUUGAUCCCAAGAUGGCGGACGAGGAGCGAGCCAUGUCGGUCCCUGCUUCUGCUGAUGCCAAGAAACGGCGUGCACCUAAAGCCCCAGAGCUUCCUAUUGUGGAGAGGAGAAACUGGCUCAUCCACCAGCACUACCUCCGCAAAGACUACGACACCUGUAAGGUGAUCAUCAAAGAGCAGCUGCAAGAGACAAAUGGGAUGUGUGAAUAUGCCAUCUAUGUUCAAGCACUAAUCUUGCGUCUCGAGGGCAAGAUCCAGCAGUCCCUGGAGCUGUUUCAGAGCUGUGCCAUCCUUAAUCCCAGCAGCACUGACAACCUCAAGCAAGUGGCCCGAUCACUAUUUCUUCUGGGAAAGCCCAAAGCAGCUAUUGAAUUUUAUCACGAAGCUGCCAGACUCAACCAGAAAGACUGGGAGAUCAGUCAUAAUCUCGGUGUGUGCUAUUUCUUCAUCAAAGACUUCAGAUACGCUGAAGAACAUCUAAACACGGCUCUCCAGAUAAAUAAACAUGACAAGACUUUCAUGAUGCUCGGGAAGGUUCAUUUAGUGGCAGGAGAAAUUGACAAAGCCAUUGAAGUGUAUAAGAGAUCGGUGGAGUUCUCCCCAGAGAACACCGAGCUGCUGACCACGCUCGGUCUGCUGUUUUUGCAGCUCGGAAAAUACCAAAAAGCAUUCGAACAUCUUGGAAAUGCCCUCACUUUUGACCCUAACAGUUAUAAGGCCAUCCUGGCUGCAGGCAGCAUGAUGCAGACCCACGGUGACUUUGAUGUGGCCAUGAACAAGUACAGAGUGGCAGCUUGCGCCGUCCCUGAGAGCCCCCCUCUCUGGAACAACAUUGGCAUGUGCUUCUUUGGGAAGAAGAAAUAUGUAGCCGCCAUCAGCUGCCUGAAACGAGCGCACUACUUGUCUCCUUUUGACUGGAAAGUGUUGUACAACCUUGGUCUGGUACACCUGACAAUGCAGCAGUUCGCUUCAGCCUUCCACUUCCUCAGCGCAGCCAUCAAUCUGAACCCACGAAUGGGGGAACUCUACAUGUUGCUGGCAGUGGCUUUGACCAACUUGGAGGACGUGGAGAACGCCACCAGAUCCUAUGAACAAGCCGCGAAUCUGGACGAAUCCAACCCCCUGGUCAAUUUGAAUUUUGCAAUCUUCCUUUAUAACCAUGGUGAUAAGAAAAGCGCUCUGGAUCAAUAUCAGGAGAUGGAAACGAAAGUCAAUCUACUGCGAGACGGCAGCAGCAACUUUGAAUUUGAUCCUGAGCUGAUGGAUAUGGCUCAGAAGAUGGGCACUGCCCUGCAGGUGUCGGAGGGUCUGGUGUGGACUAAACCAGGCAAGGACUCCAAAUCCAAACCACACUCGGCGACAGCAAGUAAAACCCCCGGGGCUCCUCUCGGCACCAACCAAGCGCUGGGGCAGGCUAUGUCGUCUGCUGCGAGCUACAACAAGAACAUGCAGCUACCGGCAGGAGCGUCCAAAAGCUCCGCCAGAGCUCCCCCUGACCCAGAACUUGAAGGAGAGAACGACCCCAGCCCACCGGCCGACCCGCCGGGCUCCCCGGAACCUGCAGUCUGACGACUCCACACCCAAAACCUCCAAGAAACCUAAAGGUGGAAGAGUAACUUUACUAUCUUAUAGUCUUUUACAUCUGUCAGUAGAUAAGCACUCUUAUGUUACUGGGGGUGAUUAAGUGUCUUUGACGCCAAACAAGUCGAUGUGUUUGUGCUUUUCUAGCUCAUUGUAGUUACACGUGGUCCUUGGGGUUAAAAGCUACACACAGACAUGAACAUCUCCAACGACACUGCUGAGUUCACAGCUAAAAGGGCAGGGUCAUUGUUCGUACCAUUAUGAAUGUCAAUUCAUUUCUCAACUGUAGACCAAACUUCUGCGGUGACACGGUGGUUCUUCCUCAACUCUGUAAAUGUGACGGGGUCAGUGCACGCGAAUGGGGUCGCAGUUCAAACAAAACGGUCGUAUGGGAGUUUGUGGAAUUGCCUGCAUCAAUAUCUGGCAGAGCUUAGCAAUAAGGUGAUUUUAAUGAGUUUUCCUUGAAUUGACCAGGAGAACUACAAUCCAAUACAUGUGAAGGAAAUGCUGCGACAAUCGUUAAAACAAGGAGAACAGAGAAGGGUGAGUUAGUUAGACGCUGGGAGCGGCUUGAUUGUACAGUAGGAUUGAAUGUAUAAUGCUAUAUGCGCUUUUAUAUGUGGAUAAAUGUUAUGUUUAUAGGAUGAUGUAUUUAAUCUUGAAUAAAAGACUUAAAGAAA